This is a messenger RNA of Podarcis lilfordi (Lilford's wall lizard), 7089 nucleotides long. Lineage: Eukaryota; Metazoa; Chordata; Lepidosauria; Squamata; Lacertidae. The record is from the annotation of a GenBank genome assembly.
CUCCGUGGGCGGAGAGGCGCCGCGUUUCCGGGUUCCGUGGAGUAGGCGGUCGAGAUGGCGGAGGGCGAGGAGUACGAGUCGGUGCUCUGCGUCAAGCCGGAGGUCCACGUCUACCGAGUGCCGCCGCGCGCCUCUAACCGGGGCUACAGGUGAGCCGGGGAGCCCCGGGGCAUGUGCAGAGUGCCCUCCUUUCCCCGCCUCGGACUCUCUCCCCUCCCCCCACUUUCAAACCAAUGGUGUCCCUGCGGGGUAGGGCUCAAGGCUCAGUUCGGGCUGCUGGGGAGUCUGAAGGGGCGUACAGUGUUACCACCAUGUUAAAAGGGGAGUUUUGAAAGGGUGGCAGCGAAGGAGGAACAUGGCAGGGGUGUUGGUUGUUUUUUUUGGAUAAAGGUGCUUAGUAAAGGUAAAGGGACCCCUGACCAUUAGGUCCAGUCAUGGCAGACUCUGGGGUGGCGGCGCUCAUCUCGCUUUAUUGGCCAAGUGAGCCGGCGUACAGCUUCCGGGUCAUGUGGCCAGCAUGACUAAGCCGCUUCUGGCGAACCAGAGCAGCGCACGGAAACGCCAUUUACCUUCCCGCCAGAGCGGUACCUAUUUAUCUACUUUCACUUUGAUGUGCUUUUGAACUGCUAGGUUGGCAGGAGCAAGGACCGAGCAAUGGGAGCUCACCCCGUCGCGGGGAUUCGAACUGCCGGCCUUCUGAUCGCCAAGUCCUAGGCUCUGUGGUUUAACCCACAGCGCCUAGCCUACUCCUUUAACAAAUAUGGCAUGAAAGAGAAAUUUGCUCUGAAGCACGAUGUGUUUGUGUGUGUUGCAGCUGCGAGUUUUCUGCACUGCAAAAAGAGGGGAGGGGUUGGGAAGCUGGUGUUCCGGGGGCCCCUUCCAACGCUUUUGAUUCUGUUGGGUGACUUUUAGCCCUGAACAGCGGCGCUGUCUUCUCUCCCUGGUGCUAGAGCUGCGGAGUGGCAGCUGGACCAGCCAGCGUGGAGCGGGCGCAUGCGCAUAACGGCCAAAGGGAACGUGGCCUACAUCAAGUUGGAGGACAAGAACUCAGGUAAUGGGGAGUGAGGCGUCCAUCGUUUCCGUGCAACAUGGUUGUUGGAGGGAGGAAGCUUUUCCUAGCCCAGAACUCGGUUUAGGUCUUAGUUAAGUCUCAGGCAAAAGGAGACACAGUGACUGUGGUUCAGGGCAAUCCUUUUUAGCCAGGUUGAUUGUCCAUAGGAUGCCAGAAUUGGGUUCUUUUAUGGGUCUGUCAAGCUACCCUGAAUCCCAGCCCUCACUGCCACACCCGAAGGGGAGCAAUUGCAGGGUGUGGAAGUGUGCUAAUCUUGGGCAAACUCUACAUUCAUGGUGGUGGUGGUGAACCCUAGCAAGCUUCCCCUGACUUGCUUGCAGUGCCCAGGAGUCCAGGAGUCAAUUUUCUGGAAGGCAGAAAGGGCACAUCUUAAACUGUAGAGUCCUCCCUCCCACCCAACUUAUUUGUGAACUUAAGUUUCCAAUUCAAAGAAUUUUGAAGGGCAUGAAUGAGAACUGAUUCAGAAUAUUUGCAUCAAUGUCACACACCCAUUGCGUUGGGGGGGGGUCACUUUCACUGAACCAAAAUGCACAAGUAUGAAGAGAAGUAACACAAUCUGCUAACUAUGGGACGUACUCAUGGCACCCAAAGUAUAUUUGGUCGGGUGGGAGGGAGAAGCUGAACAGCUAGUUUCAUAUCCUCACUUUCCCCCCUUCCAGGAGAACUUUUUGCCCAGGCUCCUGUGGACCAGUUCCCCAGCAUUACUGUGGAAGGUGUGACGGAUUCCAGCCGAUACUUUGUCAUCCGCAUUGAGGACGGGAACGGUAUGGAGGCGGAGGUUCGGAUUGUGUCCUCCUAGGCACGCAGGGCAGCGGGAAUCAGUUCCCCACUUGUGCAUCUUCUGGAAUGAUCCUAAGGCAGCCCCUGCAAGCCCCCCCUUCCUCUUUCCCUUAAAACCCAAAGCUUCCUUCUUGCAGCAAGCUGGGAUUUGCCAGGACUUGGGGGGCCUUUGGGAAGAGGACCCUCUGCACCCAUUUCCUCAGCAUGCUGUUUUUCUGGCCCUCCUGGCGCCGGCACAGCUUGCCUCCCCCAGGGCUGCUGCUUUUUGGUCACCGCCCCCCCCCCCACUCUGCCCUCAGAUCUCUUCCUGCUUCCUGCUUUUUGCCUUGUUUGGGUUGGCUAACAGUGGGCUGCUAGUCGGGUCCAACGAUAAGAGAGGGCACUGUCCUUGCACCUGCCAUGGUGUGUGUGAGGCCCUUCUGCUUUGGUGUGGUUUUGUCCCUGGGAAGUUGGCUUCAGUUCUUGGUGCCAGUGAGGCCCCAUGUGGGCCUUUUGCCUCUGCCCAGCUUGCUGUCACAGCCACUCCUGGUGCCACUGAGCUGCCCCUCUUGUAGGUGCUGCCCUUCCUCUGCUCCCAGGACUGCCUGGCUCCCUCUGCACUCUGUGGGCAGCCGGGGCCUCUCGGCACUUCCUUGGUGUGCCGCAAUGAAAGCUCUGCUGCCGACAGAAUGAGCAUGGCUUCUCUUGCAGGGCGCCGGGCCUUCAUUGGAGUCGGCUUUGUUGACCGAGGUGAUGCCUUCGACUUCAACGUCGCUCUGCAGGACCAUUUCAAGUGAGCAUCUGCCUCCCGCUUUGCAGAGUGCCUGGGUGUCCAGACCUUCCCCAGCCCAGGGGGAGCGGGUGGAGUCUUUGCUACACCGGGUGGAGCCUUGGAAGAGCAAGGCGCCUUUCCAUGCAAGCCGAGCUAAUUCUUCUGAGCUGGUGCAAGCUACCUUUUGCCUCCUGGGGUUCCUUCGAAUGCCCAUUCCUAGCUCUGCUGAUGCAAAACAAAACAAAAACCGCAACCCCUCCCCCUGUGAAAGCGAAAGAAAGAAAGAAAGUGGGAUUUGGGGUAGCUGCCGAUUGCAGGUGGGGGCAGAUUCUGUCAUGACUUGCAGUCCCCUUUCGCUCUCGGUAGCCCUGGUGUCUGCUUUGCUGAAGGAGCCUGCAUUCUGGUAAACCCCUGACAAAUUGGAGGAUUUCAGCAGGCGAGCCAAGGGAACCGGGGAAGGGGCUGAUUCUGGGGAUGGAAGCAGGGGGGAACUUGUAGAGGAGCAGCAGCUGGAAGGAGUUUUCCCCCUGCAACUCUCCAUCUACCCAGGCUGGGGAGGGGGGGGCGGGAUGGAUAUCCAAGAUAGAUGAGGGUUGCAGGGGGAAAGCAGCAAUGACUCCCUGCAGACUCCCCUCCCACCAACUGAAAUCAAACACAGGGUUUCGGGUGCUGCCUUUGUGGCUGCGACAGAUUUCUUCUGAAAGAGAAGGUGCUUGCUUUCAUGGGCUUGGGUGCUGAGUGCAACAUAGCCACUUUCCCUACACCGCCCCCUGCCAGCACCUUAUGCUUUUUGCUCUGCUGCCUCGUGACACCCCACCCCCACCCCAAUUUAUUCUCUCAACAGGUGGGUCAAACAGCAGAGUGAGCUGGCCAAGCAGGCCCUGAAUCCAGACCAGGGCCCCAAACUGGACCUGGGAUUCAAGGAAGGGCAGACAAUCAAGCUCAACAUUGCGGUGAGGAGGAGGGACCUCUCUGGGCUUGUCCGGCUGUGGCAGAGGGGGUGGGGGAUGGGCUGCGGAAAAGGAGUCGCAAAGCAAAUGCUAAUAAGUGGCUCAAAUCAGCAAGUCAAGCCAUAGGUUAGCAAGGGACACCAUCCAGGGUUGAUAGCCUGUAGGACCUGGAAGAAAGUUCCUUUCUGACCCCAAAUGGUGGGAACUAAUCCAAUCCUCGAGGGACGCGGGUGGUGCUGUGGGUUAAACCACAGAGCCUAGGGCUUGCCGAUCAGAAGGUCGACGGUUCGAAUCCCCGCGACAGAGUGAGCUCCUGUUGCUCGGUCCCUGCUCCUGCCAACCUAGCAGUUUGAAAGCACGUCAAAGUGCAAGUAGAUAAAUAGGUACCACUCCAGCGGGAAGGUAAACGGCGUUUCCAUGCACUGCUCUGGUUUGCCAGAAGUGGCUUAGUCAUGCUGGCCACAUGACCCGGAAGCUGUACACCGGCUCCCUCGGCCAAUAAAGCAAGAUGAGCGCCGCAACCCCAGAGUCGGUCAUGACUGGACCUAACAGUCAGGGGUCCCUUUACCUUUACCUUAAUCUGAUCAUCAGCAGAUUAUACCCUCCCUCAUCCCAAAGGGAUUUCUUUUGAGACAUAGACACACACACCCCAGCAUCAUACCCCUGUGCCCUGUUUCUGCCUCUAUAUCACUUGACCACAUGAUAAUGGCUUUUUAGAAACGAACAACACUAUACAAGGUCAAAGGUGUGGGGGGGAGUCUUUUUGCUCUUGUGUCUUGCGCAGGUGUGUCCACUGUGUUGUCAGUGUGGCAAGGAGAUGAGACAAAGGCAAUUACUCAAAGUCAUCUCAGCCCAGGCCUGGCUGGAGCAGCAGGUUGCUUGCAGAUGGAAGAGGCCUUCCCCUCUUUCAGCUGGGAUUGCUACCCAUGCAGAAACGCAGCUGUGGGCUGGGGAAUGCCCUUCGCCCCUUUGAGUGACUGACCAUGCAGUUCAAUCUCCUUUCAGAACGUGAAGAAGAAGGACGGCUCCUCCUCGGCCAGCAGGCCCCGAGCAACAGGCUCUGGGGGCCCCAGCCUCAUCCCACCCCCUCCUGGAGGAAAGGCCUCCCUGACUGGGGAGCAGCUUCCGUCUGCUGUAGAGGCAGGUCUGUGUUUCCUGCUGAUCUCACUCGCAAAGUGGAAAGUCCCUUAUGGCAGUGCACAGCCGUCCUACUUCAGAGCUAGCUUUCCCCAAGCCAGGCUUGCUUGUGGUUAUCGGCAGGUGAUUUCCCAGCCUUGCAUCGCUGGACUCUUAAGUUUUUCUUGGGGCAGGCAAGCUUCAGAGCAGAGGAGGCUGCUCAGGUUAAACGCCACGCCCCACCAGCAUUGUCUCAGCUGCCUGCCUUUAUGGGGUCUUCCUCUCCACCAGGUCCCAGGGGCUCCUAAAGGACUGGCCAGGAAGGGGCUGCGAAAUAUAGACCCAAGUGACGAACGGUUAUCUCUCUGUCUCUCCCUCCCUGUAUCCUGUUUAUCAGCAGACGUCUCCAUCCCGUGGCCGCCUCCGCAGGCUUCAAAUUCAACAGCAGAAGCAGCUGCAGACAUCUGGGGAGACUUCACCAAAGCUUCUGGGUGAGAGUGACAUGUGGGUUGCAGAAGUUGAAAUGUGUCCCCUUCCACCCACCCCACCUUUUAUCUGGAAAACUCCCUAAUCUGACGUAGCUGAAAGAGCGUCUCCACCCCCAUCGUUCUGCCCGGACACUAAGGUCCAGCACCGAGGUCCUUCUGGCGGUUCCCUCGCUCCGAGAAGCCAAGUUACAGGGAACCAGGCAGAGGGCCUUCCCGGUAGUGGCACCCGCCCUGUGGAACACCCUCCCACCAGAUGUCAAAGAGAAAAAUAACUACCAAACUUUUAGAAGACAUCUGAAGGCAGCCCUGUUUAGGGAAGCUUUUAAUGUUUUAUAGGUUAUUGUAUUUUAGUGUUCUGUUGGAAGCCGCCCAGAGUGGCUGGGAAAACCCAGCCAGAUGGGCGGGGAAUAAAUAAUAAAUUAUUAUUAUUAUCUGUUGAUGGGACCCGAGGGGUGCCAGGUUCAUGACGUUCAAGUCCCAGUGGUGGGGAGAUCCUCUUAUCCAAAGGGUAGGUCUGCAUUCUUGGAGAAGCAGUGAAACUCCAUUGCCCCCUCAUGCCAUCCACUAUGUGGUGGCCAGAGGUUACGUCCAGAUGUUCAGGGGGAAGGGACCCUCUCUGUCCCCAGUGCAGUGCAGGCCCUGGGCCCCUGCAGAUCCACUCCUUGCUGAAGGGAGCGCCUCUUCUUUCUCCUUCUAGGUCUGCCUCCGGUCAGGCUCAGCAGAGCUCCACCAGCUGGGUCCAGUUCUGAGCUGAGCAUCUUGUGCUUCUCUGGUCGGGGGUGAAGGCCACGGAAGGACCCUUGUGGACCAAAGAGGAAGCUACUUUGCCCUCGUGGUGCACCAUGAGAUCCCAGUCCUGGAUGUGUUUGGAUGUUUGCUUGGGGCAUUUAAUGGGAUAGGGAAGGUAGGGGUCAGCUGGGGCUGUGCAGAUCCUCUUCUCCCUCCCUCCACCUCCAUCUACCCCCUCAGCACUUGGGGUCCCUGAAAGGGGAGGGAGGGAGGGAGUUUUUCCUGGGUUCAGAUCACAGCUUAAGAACCUGGAAUCCUGGAGUGGGGAAGAGGGAGACAGCUGUCCAGAAAGAAAGAGGCUCCUUCCUGUCUCUUGCCUUUUUUCCUGUCUUGUGUGGUGUCAACAGUGUUUCUUUGAUAUGCUUGCCUCGCCUCGUCCGCUUUCUAGCUUGGAGGGAUAUUGCGGCGCAGCUGCCCCAGGAAACACACACUCUGUACGCGGGCAAAGGCGGCUUCCCUUGCAGGAGGUGACUGGCAGUGCCCUGCCUUCACAGCCCACCUUGCAAAUUUGAAAUGGGCUUACCUGUUGCACAUCUCCCUCUCGGAAUUUCCAGGGUACCUUCCUCACUGGAAGGAUGCUGGGCCCCGAUUCUGUCAUGUUGCUCUGCCUCUGAUGGCUGUGGUGGAAGUAGCAAUGCUGGGAGUGAGAGAAGAGUCAUCAGCUUGCUGCAGAGGCUGUGAGCAAUGAUGCCACGUCGAUGUCCUUUGAGGGCGGGGGUCCCUGGCUCUGCUUUGCCUUGUGAAGUGCCUUCUCUUUUUCCUUCUCCCUCCUCUGCUAAAACUGGCCUUUUGAGCAGCAAGAGCAGUGGAACUUCUGACAUUCCAUAUUGGUGUGACUUUUAAUGUGCACACACACAACAAAUUACCCUUUUACUUUCAGAGAGACCCUGGGUUUUUCUCCUAUCGCAGGUGCCUCAGACAUUGUGAAGGACAAAAACUGCCCUCUGGGCCAUCUUACGGAACCGGGUUUUAAUUCUCUUUUGAAAUAUAGAUCUUUGUAUUCACUCCUAUCCUAUUUAUUCUAAGACGAAGGCCUUUUACAGAACAUUUUCUUACUAUGAAACUCCAUGAAGUUUUUGCUGCCUUUUGUUAUUUUUGAGCUGGUUCCUUAUUAAAAAUGUAUAUGUAUUUAUCUGUAUAAAA